AUGGCCAACGAUUCAAAUCAAACUAGAGCUCCAAAUGAUAUUAUGAAAAUGAAUGAUCUAUUUCGUACAUUUAAUAUGUAUGAAAAUAUUGAACCAAUAUCAGAUGAAGUAAAAGUUUUUCAAUGUGAAGAAGCUGAUGAAACAUCAUCGAUUAAUAGUGCUCUUAGUGCUAUUUCUUUACGAUCAAUAUCAAGUAAUCGUAAUAAUGAAAAUCUAUCAAUAAAUGAUGAUGUACAACAAAGAUUAAAACGUAUCCAUAAAUUAGCUGCUGCAAGAAAAGAAUAUAAUAAAGAUAAUGAACAAGACCCUAUUCCAAAUCGAACUGAACAGAAUGAUGGCGAUGAAGAUGAAGAAGAUUAUGAUGAAGAAAAAGGUGCUCAAUUAUUACAAAAAAUGAUAGCUUCAGUAUUGAAACCUAAGAGUAGACAGAAAGAAGCAUUUAUACAAAAUAUAAAUUUUAAACCAGAUAUUGUAACAAGUACAACAGAUAAAAAAUAUCGUUGGCAACAAUUUGAUAAAUCAGAUAAAAAUGGUCGAACCUAA
Messenger RNA from Adineta steineri, 543 nucleotides. The record is from the annotation of a GenBank genome assembly. Lineage: Eukaryota; Metazoa; Rotifera; Eurotatoria; Adinetida; Adinetidae.